Messenger RNA from Labeo rohita (rohu), 3409 nucleotides. RefSeq names its product cytosolic phospholipase A2 zeta-like. The record is from RefSeq and is a predicted model, not a curated record. Gene Ontology annotation, molecular function: calcium-dependent phospholipid binding; calcium ion binding. Lineage: Eukaryota; Metazoa; Chordata; Actinopteri; Cypriniformes; Cyprinidae. Gene Ontology annotation, biological process: glycerophospholipid catabolic process. The transcript is spliced from 19 exons. Gene Ontology annotation, cellular component: cytosol. The coding region runs from base 1 to 2406 and encodes 801 amino acids.
AUGCCGUACUGGAACCUCAGUGUCACAGUGCUACGGGGAAAAUUCAAUCGGUCGUAUGACCUUUUGUCUCAAUGUGACUGUUACGUCGUCGUAAAGUUACCCACAGCCUGUGCCUGCAGUCAUCGCACCAAGACUGUGACAAACAGUGAUGCACCAAAAUGGAAUGAAACGUUUAAUUUCAGAGUGCACAGCGGUGUCAAGAACAUUCUGGAAUUCCACAUAUUUGAUGCUGACACGUUAACAAACGAUGACUACUGCUCCAGCAUCCUAUUUGACAUCAAUAACCUCACACCUGGACAAAAGCAAACAAAAUGCUUCAUUACAGAUGAUCAGAAAAAGAGUGAGCUGUGGGUAGAGUUUGAGAUGACUGUGAGCUCCGACAAGCCUGAACCAUAUUUCUCUAAUGGAGUGCUGAUGGCAGGUCCAUUCUGUGCACUGGAUGUGAAGGUGGAAAAACGUCUAAAGACUAAAGAGAAGGACAUGAUGUUAAAACUGCGAGGCGCAUAUAAGGAAGACUGUUUGAUCCCAUGGUCUGAGAAAAACCCCAGCUGCACUCAGACUUUUCGCUACUACAUUAAUCGGGACAUGGAGACCGAGUUUAGUCUCAUACCACCAAAAGCUGUGACAGAAGUGGACGGGACAAACCCAAAUACUGCAGACAUUCUGUCAUCGGUCCCUAUAAAACCAUUACCAGCCAAACAACAGAUUAAACUCUCCAUGCCUGUUGGACAGGGUGAAGUGGAUCUGCAACUAAGCACAGACGGCCGCUCUGAUGAAAAGUUGGAUGUGCGUCUGGGUUUUGAUAUUCCAAUGGAAGAAAAGAACUUUCUGGCCAAGAGACAAAAAGUGGUGUCACAAGCUCUUCAGAAAGCUUUGAAUCUCAGCUCUGCACCUGAGCCCAGCAAGGUCCCAUUGGUGGCUGUGGUGUGCUCUGGGGGCGGGACCAGGGCGAUGAUUGGCACAUUCGGAGGCCUAAGUGCUCUGCAGAAACUCCAGCUUCUUGAUGCAGUCAGCUACAUCACAGGGGCUUCUGGCUCCACCUGGACUACGGCUUCUCUUUAUGGUGAUGCUAACUGGUCAAACAAUGACAUAAAUGGGGUUAUGGAGUCUGUAAAGAAGGAGGUCUCUAAAAGUUUGUUCAGUAUAUUUUCUCUGGAGCAGCUACGGCACUACAAAGCGAAGAUGGAAGAGAGAGAGAAAGAAGGACACCUUGUGUCUCUCAUUGACAUGUGGGGCCUGGCUAUUGAGUACCUCAUCCAAGGAAAGAAAAAGAUGGGUACACUAUCUGACCAGCAGAUGGCACUAUCAAAGGGCCAGAACCCUCUACCCAUCUACACAGCUCUCAACAUGAAGAAUGGCAAAACAGGAUGUACCAUAGAGACUGAAUGGUGUGAGUUCACGCCAUAUGAGGUUGGAUUUAUCAAAUAUGGUGCCUUAAUACCUGCACAGAACUUUGGGAGUGAAUUUUACCUUGGUCACAUGAUCAAGAAACUCCCUGAAUCUGGAAUAUACUCUCUGUUGGGAAUGUGGAGCAGUAUUUUCUCUGUAAGUUUGACUCAGCUUUGGACUGUGGUCACAGGAGUGAUCCCAUCCUGGGCCAGCAAGAUUGGGGAAGAAGUGAACCAAACAGAGACAGAUGACAACCCAUCAACAUCAGACACACUUCGGAUCAGCCCUAUGACUUAUUGGGCAAAAAAGCUGAGCAGCUUUCUGACCAGUCGCCCCAUUAUCAGCCAAGUGUUCAACUUCCUUAGAGGCUUCCACUUGCACAGGAACUACAGUGAGAACUGUGACUUCACCACAUGUAAAGACACACAUCCAGACGCCUUCCCAAACUCCCUGACACCAGCAGACGCCACACUUGGCCUAGUUGACACUGCAUUUGUCCUCGGUUCAGGAUUUCCUCCUGUGUUACGUUCUAACAGAUGUGCGGACGUCAUUUUGUCUUUGAACUACACUUGGGAACCGGAUCUCUUCAAGGUCAUUAAGCAAACUCAGGAAUACUGCACUGCUCGCAAGAUACCAUUUCCGAAGAUCGAUUACAAAAAGUUGGAGUCUGAGCCGAUUAGGGAAGUUUAUGUGUUUGAAGAUAAAGAGAAUCCAGAAGCUCCCAUUGUGAUUCACUUUCCCUUGGUCAAUAUCUCAUUCAAGCAGUUCAAGUCUCCUGGAGUGAAGAGAGAGGGUAAGGAGGAGAUCAAGGAAGGAGAUUUUGAUAUUGACUUCACUCGUGUGUUCUGUCCAUUCGCCACUCACAAGUUUGCUUACACACCUGAGGAUUUCCAGAAGCUGGCUGACCUCACCACCUACAACAUUCUCAACAACAAAGACGUCAUUUUAAACACGCUGAACAAAGCGCUGAAGAGAAAUAUGGAGAGAAUUCCUGCUACAAACGAGUCAAAAUUCUGAUUUAAUGUUGAGACGGAAAGUUAAAGGUUUAAAGCUGACAGCAGGAUUCAUUAAAGGCAUAGUUCACCCAAAAAUGUCAUCAUUCAUCACACUCAUAAUGUUCCAAAACUGUGAUUUCCUUUUUUCUGUAGAUAGAGAGUGUUAAUGCAAUAAUCUAUUCUUAAUAAAAGGGUGACUAGGAAGUCUGAAGCUCAAAAAAUGACAUACAGCAUCAUAAAAAGUAGUCCAAAUGAUGCAACACUUGCCAUUUUCCAAGUGUUCUGAAGUCAUAAAAGACACCUUGUCUCAAGGACAGCCCAACAUUUCAGUUUAUAAAAGUAUUCACCAAAAUCACUCACCUCUGCAAUAACUCUCAGGUCUCAUUUGUGUAAUUUCAACGUGUAUUUUCUGAUUUGGAUCACUGUAGACAGUUAUGAGACACAAGAAAGCACAACCUUUCACCAUGGCAUCAUUGCAAUCUUGAUGCACCUUAUUUGAAUAAACACAAAGAUAAAUAAUUUUUGACAGGUGUGACAGAACAUUUUUUCAAUAAAUAACGGCACAUUUGGUUCUUUUUCUUACACAUACAUCAACUUCUGGUGCUCUUUUGUCAUUUUUGGAGCUUGAAACUAAUUGGUCACCACAAUGUGUUGAGCAGAUAUUUAACUGGAGAUUUAAUAUUUGGAGUUAAACAGAUGUUAAAUAUGUACACUACUGUUUAAAAGUUUAAAGUAUGUAUAUUUGGAGUUUGGAGUAAUAUAUUUUUCUACCUUAGUAUAUUUAAUAUAUGACAAUGUUUUUGUCAAUUAUAUUAUUAAAGGAAAAAUAGUUUGGGAUGAUACGCUAAUCAAUAUUAGCUUCACAUUAUUUAUUUUUAAAAGUGGACAGUAACUAUUUAAUUAAUACAGCAUCUUAGUUUUAGUUCAUUUAACUUGUCACAACCAUUUCUGUCCUUUCAACGCACUUUUCUUCUUCAGUAAUUAAUUCAAAGUGUCCAAUAAACUUUAUCAGUUGGUUGUUGUAA